ACAAAGUAAAUUUGGUUAGCUUUUAGAUACGACAGCAAGCAUAAGCCACAGAGAAGGAUGAAUUGAACAUCUUUUCCUUGGCCAUUCUUUAAUAUAGGUCAGCUGGCAACAAAGUCUCAUAUUUUUCCUUCAUCAGAAAAUUUCCUUAGUUCCCCUUCCCUCCUGAGGAUCAUUUGCCAGAGACAGGAUUUGUAGUCGACUUGAAAAACCUGCCACUUCCUUCUGGCCUCCAUGCUGUCAGAUACAAAACCUACUGUCACUUAAAUCAGUGUUCCUUAAUAUGCAAUGGGUUGUUUCUCUGGCUGUUCUUAAAGACUUUUUUUUCCCUCUUGUCUUUAGUUUCCAGAAGUUUGCGAUGUGUCUUAGUGUGACUGCUUAUUGUGCUCGGGGUUCACUCAGCUUCUUGGACCAUUAUUUCUUCAGAUCCAUGGAAGCCAACGAAGUGCCCACUGUCCACCACUGUGCUUCUGAUUCUGCCACAGGGGGUGAGACCAGAGCCCCCCCAGGCACUGAGCUUAUCCCCAGGAGAGCUGUCAGUCGCUCUCCAACCUGUGCCCGCUGCCGAAACCACGGCGUCACUGCCCACCUCAAGGGCCACAAGCGCCUGUGCCUCUUUCAGGCUUGCGAGUGUCACAAAUGUGUCCUCAUCUUGGAGCGCCGGAGGGUCAUGGCUGCCCAGGUGGCCUUGCGUAGGCAACAGGAGGCACAGCUAAAGAGGCAUCUGGCUCAGGGACUGAUGAGGAGAGGGGAGGCUCCUCCCAAAGCUCCUAGCCAUGCCAAGAAGGGAGCCACUCGACCAGGGGUCCCCCCUGGAAAGGAGAACAUAGCACCCCAGCCUCAGACACCCCAUGGGGCAGUCCCACUGGCACUGACACCUCCUGGGAAGGAUAACUCCCGGGGGCCUCUGCUGCUCAGCCGUCCCCCAGAAGCCUUGCCUUUGUCCUGGACUCCAGUGCCUCCAGGCUCUUGGGCUCCUGGACACUGGCUGCCUCCAGGCUUUUCCAUGCCACCUCCUGUGGUAUGCCACGUGCUAUGCCAAGAACCUACAGUCCCUCUGCAUCCCUUUCCUGGCUUUGACCCUGGCACUUCCCUCCGGCUGCCCACUCACGGGCCCCUCCCAACCUGCGCAGGAUCUCGUCCGAUACUGACGGCUCCUCUUUCUGGAGAAUCCCAAGGGCCCUCUGCACUGCCCCGCGCAUGCUCUACUCUGAUACUCCAGCCCUGUGGCACCCCAGACCCUCUUCUGCUGCAGCCACAGGCCCCCGGAGCUUCUCGCCUGGCCUGGACCUCUGCCUCCUCAGAGUGGCAGCUGCAGCGUGAGGCAGCUGAGGCUCUUGUGGAUCUGAAAGAUUCUUCCCAGGCUCCCCGCCUGACCUCUUCUGUUCCCCCCAACCCUGCCUGGAUCUCCCUGCUCCACCCCUGUGGCCCACCAGCUCCCGCUGGAGGAAGAGGAUUCCAGCCUGUUGGCCCCUCUCUCCGACCCAGCCCAGCCCCCUCUGUGGCUCUGCAUAUUGGGCGUCUGGGCUCUAUCUCCCUCCUAAGCUAGAAGCCCAGAGAUGGAGGCCUUGCUGGGGCAAGAAGCAACAGCCUGCGGGCACUGCAUAUUUGGUAUUUUACUUCCGGAUUUAUGCAUGGAAUUUAAUGUAGUACAAGCUUCCGGCUUUUCUUUUCUUUUCUUUUCUUUUUUCCCUUUUUUAAGCUUUCAGGUGCUUUGUUAGCUUUUGGUUCCUUUUGUAGUGUGGGCAUUUCCUUGAAUGAAAGUGGUAUUCUCUUACUCACUUGGAUCCUGGCACCUUUUUAAAAUCCCCAACAAAGUGAGAGUUGUGCAGUUUAAGCUAACCAGUAUCUAAAUAGGUUUUUGCAUGAGUUCACGUUCCAGAAUAUUUAUUUGACAUAUGAUCCUGUACAUAGCUGUGCACUCAUGUCUGUCUCCAUGCAUGCAAAAACAGGAGAGUAUUUUCAUUUUGUGUCUACCUUUGGGUGAGUAACUGGGAAAUAAACCUUUGUUGUU
Leptonychotes weddellii (Weddell seal) is the source of this 2011-nucleotide messenger RNA. Lineage: Eukaryota; Metazoa; Chordata; Mammalia; Carnivora; Phocidae. The record is from RefSeq and is a predicted model, not a curated record.